AUGCGGCGUGCAAAAAGUUUGGCCAUUCAAUUGGAUCGAGUUUAUAAUGAGCAACGCACCGCGGCAACACUCGCUUCAACUGCGACUGGGUUUAUUAUGUAAGCUUUUUUCAAUCAAGGAUAAAAAUCAAUCAAUAAUAAUAAUCGGUUUCAGGUCAAUCUGCUUUUUUGGUCUUCCAUUAAUGUGGUCCGGGUUUUUCAAAGUGAUGCAAGUUCCACCAACUACAAUUUGCUCAAAUGAUCCAUGGAGUGGAAUCACUGAUUUGUGA
This is a messenger RNA of Caenorhabditis angaria, 268 nucleotides long. Lineage: Eukaryota; Metazoa; Nematoda; Chromadorea; Rhabditida; Rhabditidae. The record is from the annotation of a GenBank genome assembly.